Messenger RNA from Cryptococcus wingfieldii CBS 7118, 1719 nucleotides. RefSeq names its product endopeptidase. Gene Ontology annotation, molecular function: aspartic-type endopeptidase activity. The transcript is spliced from 3 exons. NCBI's taxonomy places the organism in Eukaryota, Fungi, Basidiomycota, Tremellomycetes, Tremellales, Cryptococcaceae. Bases 1 to 1719 code for a protein of 572 amino acids. The record is from RefSeq and is a predicted model, not a curated record. Gene Ontology annotation, biological process: proteolysis.
AUGCUCGCCUCCAUUCUCCUCCUCGCCCUCCCUCUGGCCCUCGCCAACCCCGUCCCCACCUCUUCCCCCGCCGCAUCACCUAGCUCCACCUCUGGCGGUUUCUCCGCCCGGCUCUCACACGGCCAAGGCGCCAUCGCCCGCUCCAACUCUUACGCCAACGCCAAGCGCGGCCUCGUCGCGCGCGUCGACGAUGAGGGACUGCCGCCGAGUUGGUUGUUGUGGGCUGGGGCGAGGUUGGAUGCCAAGUACGAUGGCGCGAAUGGGUUUAAGGAGGCGUAUGCGAAGGAGAUCACGAAGCGGGCUGAUAACGGUGAAAUCUCAUUGACAGACCACAACCUCGACACUUCCUACUCUGCCUCCCUCUCCGUCGGUACCCCCGCGCAGACACUCGACAUUGUCCUCGACACCGGCUCCUCCGACCUGUGGCUCGCCUCGGACAAGUGCUCCACCACCGCCUGCUCAUCCAUGGACGAAUACUCUCUCUCCAACUCGUCCACCGCCGUCAACUUGUCGACUUCAUUUUCAAUUGAGUAUGGGAGUGGGAAAGCGAGUGGAGCGUUGGUGCAGGAUUUGGUGACCCUGGGCGGUUAUUCGGUCGCGAGUCAGACGUUUGCGGCUUGCGAUAGUGUUAGUACGGGGCUGCUGAGUACGGGGGUCAGUGGGAUUAUGGGGCUUUCGUGGCAGGCUUUGGCUUAUUCCAAAGCGACGCCAUGGUGGAUCACCCUUGCCAAAAGCUCGACCUGGAGCCAACCCCUCUUUGCUUUUUACCUCGCGCGAUACCGCAACGUCGCCGGCGCCACCGCCAAAGAGACUGACGGCGGUACCGCCACUUUCGGCUACCUCGACUCUUCCCUCUACACUGGGGACGUGACCUACGUCGACGUCGACGAUGACGCGCAGUAUUGGCAGAUUGAGAUGGCCUCUGCUACCAUCCAAGGCUCUUCCAUCUCGCUCAACUCGUCGUACAACAUGGUCGCGAUUGAUACCGGCACAACCCUCAUCGGUGGGCCCCAGUCCAUCGUCGCAGAGAUCUACUCCAAAAUCGACGGUGCCCGGCGCAUGACAGGCUCUUAUGCUUCCUACUACGAGUACCCCUGCAACACUUCUGUCGAGCUCGACUUGACGUUUGGAGGGUACACGGUCGAGAUUACCGACCAGGAUUUCAACCUUGGGAGGUACUCUUCGGAUACGUCCAUGUGUACCGGGGCGGUGUAUGUGCAGUCGUUGUCUUCGUCGUCGCCAGUGCAGUGGAUUGUGGGGGAUGCGGCGAUCAAGAAUACGUAUACUGUUUUCCGAUACAAUCCGGCGGCGGUGGGUUUUGCUGCUCUGGCUGGAUCGGUGACCUCAAGUGAGGCCGCGCAGUCUACGACCAUUGCGGACAUCUCGUCUGUGCUGGCUGCUGCUUCCAACUCGGCUACUGCUUCCAGCUCGGCUACUGCUUCCACCACUUCCGCUUCCUCGUCUUCUGCUGCUACCUCGUCUACCGCUACUUCUUCAGAGGCAGCAAGCGCUACCAGCAAGGCAGCGUCCGUCUCGUCCGAAGCGCCGCACGUCGUCAGUGUUGGGUCAUCGAGUACCGAGACGAUCGGCAGUGCUACAGCUUCUGAAUCGGAUAGCGCUGCGGCAGCUUCAGCUACGAGCGGGGCUUUACCUCUAUUCAGUUCCAGUCGAUGGGUUGUAGCGCUCUUGAGCGCUGCUGUAGGCGUGUUGUUGCUGUAA